Zeugodacus cucurbitae (melon fly) is the source of this 2321-nucleotide messenger RNA. RefSeq names its product collagen alpha-1(IX) chain. The transcript is spliced from 7 exons. NCBI's taxonomy places the organism in Eukaryota, Metazoa, Arthropoda, Insecta, Diptera, Tephritidae. The record is from RefSeq and is a predicted model, not a curated record. Bases 147 to 2189 code for a protein of 680 amino acids.
ACUUUAUAUUUUAGUUGCGUGACGGUCUUCAUAGAUCGAGGAGCUUUGUUGAAUUAGAAACAAAAAACGAAUUAAAACUGAACUUAGAAUGCAGAGGAUUUUAAUAAAGUGAUAUAUUAAAUAAUUUUGAAAAAACAAAACAAACGAUGAAGUUAUUCUACAUCAUAUUGGUGGCUGUGCUCGUUUUCGGGCCUGUGCCGAAUCUGGCUGCUGUUUCGAAACGAGAAAGUGACAACAUCGGCGUGGAUGCUUAUGAUCAGUUUGAAGAUGACGACUUUGUGCCGGUUAGCCCAUGCAGCAUACAACGUGCUGGUGAUCCUGAUCUCACCAACUAUGAUAUCAUCUCCUCGUAUCGCUUCGACGAGGCGUAUCAUCAAUAUCAAGGCGUUCAACAAAUUGUCGGUUCGACUGGCUAUCAGACCGCAUAUCAUUUCGAAGAGUACUCCAACAUGACAAUCGAGUCGUCACAGGCUUUCCCUAAAGGUGUACCCGAUGCCUUCUCAUUUGAAUGCACAUUUCGUGUGCCAGAAUUUGAUCCACCAAAUGAGUGGUUCCUCUUCGAAAUCUCGAAUUAUAGAUACGAAUCACAGAUGAGCGUCAUUAUGAAUCCACUUUACAAUGCGCUGGAAUUUUCACUACCCAAAUAUGAUGGUUCUUUGCAGACGGUUACAUAUGAGGAGUUGGAAAUUUUUGACCAUUCAUGGCACAAAGUAAUGCUUGGUGUUACACAGGAUGCUGUACGUCUUUGGAUCGAUUGCAAACCUGUGCCAGAUCGUAGUGGCAGUUUGAAUACGCGAUUAGAUGUGCGCAGUCCGAUUGAUGCGACCGAAGGUGCUUUUACUGUCGCACGUGAUUGCAAAACUAAAAGCACAGUACCAAUUGACUUGCAAUGGAUGAUCUUCAGUUGUGAUGUUGACAAACCUAAUCGUGCCACAUGUGAAGACAUACUGCAAUAUGCGAAGGCGCCUAAGGGAGAUUCGGCUAAGGAGUCAUAUACCACGCCGCGUUCAACUGUGUUGCCGUCAUCGUCAACACCACAGCGUCCGGAUUUAACAUUUCUAACGACUACUACUUAUCGACCAACGCUUCUGUCAUCCACACCAGUUGCUUUGCAGGGACAGGAAUUGCAUGCCUGUCCUGAAGUGUGUCCAAGAGGGCCACCAGGACCUCCAGGUCCACAGGGACCACCGGGGCAAGUGGUUGGACCGGGACAGAUAACUCCAUAUGCCAAUCAGCUGGAUGGUCGCCCAAGUAAAGGUGAAAAAGGUGAACCUGGACUUCCCGGCAUACCUGGACAAGUCGGAGUACGGGGUUGGGAUGGUAUACCAGGUCCGAAAGGCGAACCAGGUUUAAUUGGGCGACCAGGUCCACCUGGCGUUGUAACGGCGGAUAUACAAAAUGUGACUGUUGGCCUUCCCGGAACUAAGGGAGCUCCUGGUUUACCCGGUUUAAAUGGCCAAAAAGGAGAGCGUGGUUUACCCGGAUUAGACGGUGGCAUGGGUGAACGUGGUGAGUCAGGACUUCAAGGCAUAAAAGGAGAAAGAGGUUUUCCCGGUGUUGCAGGGCCACCAGGACCCUCUGGUCCACCUGGACCGCCAGGUGUAUCUGGCACAAUAAAUAACGAAGUUAAAAAUAUAGAAGAACGCGAGAUACGAGAGAUUUGUUUGGCUGUUGUAAGAGAUUACAUAAGUGAAAUUUCAUCAACAUUAACUGGGCCACCUGGUCCACCCGGUCGACCUGGUAAAGGCCGCCCUGGAACGCCAGGACAUCCGGGCGCGCAAGGUGAACCUGGAGUACAAGGACCGCCCGGUGAACGGGGCUAUCCGGGCGUAAUAGGUUUGCAAGGACCACAAGGUGAGACUGGUCCACGCGGACCGGAGGGGCCGAAAGGUGAUAGCGGCGAAGAUGGAGUUGGUCAUCCCGGACCGAUUGGGUUACCGGGUCCACAAGGCCCUGAAGGUCGUUGUGAAGAUGGUUUACCUGGUAGGCCUGGUGAACCUGGUGCUGUUGGUGCACCUGGCGAACCCGGUGUACAUGGCCCUCCUGGACAGCCUGGAGUUUGCCCGGAUUGUAAUGCCUAUCAAGCAGCUUACGCGUAUCCAAUAAUGCUUGCACAACAACAACAAAAUAAUAAGGGACCUCCGAAUUAUUACAACAAAGGGCCGUCCAAUUAUUACAAUAAGGGCUAAAAUUACAAUUAUUGUGUGCAAUGUUGACAUUUUUUUGUUUAUGUGAAACAUUUCUUUAAAAAAGAGUAAUGUUUUCGUAUCUCGGAAAUUAUGGUAUUUUCAAUAAAGUUUUGUUUCUGAGAGGGUUAAAUA